UUUCCCCCUGUGUCACUGCAGACGAGUCCCUUACAAGCACAGGUGUAUCUCAAAUGUAACGGAAAGCGGAGCCUGCCUCCUUGUACACCAGCCAGGAUCACAAAGUCUUAAUUUCCUUUAUUUUCUUUGAGACAAAUAAAGCAUCUCGAUUGUAUACCUCUACUAUUGCCACCACCGCUUCCGAAAUAAACGAAAUACCUCUACUACUACCUCUACCAUCGCCGGUCUGGCUGCAUGUGUAUCAGGGCCUUCAGGGUCAUUAGUAGCCUAUCCUGACUCUACCUGCUGAACUUCGACCACCGCUAUCCACUCGCCACUUCUGCCAAAGCUACCUGGAAAAAUAAUUGAACCCCAAUAAACCACGAAAAGAGAAGUGUUGAGUGGCCCUGUGCAUGCAUCACCUCAGGUUGAGCUUUUUUUCCCAAGUUUUGAAGUUCAUGAACUGACUGAAAUCUAAUCUUACUAACAUAACUUACCAUCAAUAAACCACAAGAGAGGAAGAUUCAAGUUUUUUCUCACUACAUCCUUCAGACCCAGGCUCAUUUCAUUAUUUUUGGCUAAAAAUAAAAUCGACUGAAACCUAGCUAACAUAUAACUCCACGGCGCCAUGUCUCUGCUCACCCACAUCCUGGCCUGCCUGUUUGGCAUCGGCUCCUGGGUGACCAUCUGUGGCAUCUGGGUGGAGCUCCCGCUGCUGGUGCCCCAGCUCCCCGAGGGCUGGUACCUGCCCUCCUACCUCUCCAUCCUCAUCCAGCUGGCCAACGUGGGCCCGCUGUGCGUCACCCUGGCCCACCGCCUCUGCCCCGGCAGGCUGCACGAGCCGGCGCUCAUCUACUGCAUCGUGGCGCUGGGCGCCGUGGCCACCUUCCUCAUGGCCUUCUUCUGGAGCCGCACGCUGGAGCUGGGGGGCGUGGAGCGCAGCCUGCCCCUCUUCGUGCUGGUCUUCCUGGUGUCGGCGGUGGACUGCACCUCCUCCGUGACCUUCCUGCCCUUCAUGAACCGCCUGCCGCCCGCCUACCUCACCAGCUACUUUGUGGGCGAGGGGCUGAGCGGGCUGCUGCCCGCGCUGGUGGCGCUGGGCCAGGGCGUCGGGGUGAUGGACUGUGUCAACGCCACCACGCUGGCACAUUCAAGCAUCACCAGCAGCCUGCCGCUGGGUAAUGCCAGCAGCUGGGGGGACUCCGGUGUGCAAGUAGAAUCUUUAGACUCCGGUUCUGUGGUUUCAAACGCCAGCGUGCUGUCGGACGUCGCUGGCGGUAGCGGUAGCGGUAGCGUGGGCCUGGUUCCCCUCUACCAGUCGGCCAACUUCUCGGCGGAGGCCUUCUUCUUCUUCCUGACGGCCAUGAUGCUGGUGUGCCUGGGGGCCUUCCUGCUGCUCAACUGCCUGCCCUGCGUGCCCCGCGAGCCCUCGCCGUCCCUCAGCCAGGCGUACAAGGUCAGCAAGGCCGAGCAGACCUCGUUCAUCCUCUCCUCCAAGCUGCGGAGCUCCAACAAGAGGCGCUUUGGGACGGGCCGCUACUCCUGGCCGGAGAUCGUCUACAUCUUCGUGGUGCUGGGCUGGGCCAACGCGCUGACCAAUGCCGUGCUGCCGUCGGUGCAGUCGUACUCCUGCCUGCCCUACGGGAACGUCACCUACCACUGGUCGGCUACCAUGGCUGCGGUGGCCAACCCCAUCGCAUGUUUCAUCGCCAUGUUCUUCCCAAGACGGUCUUUGUUCCUGAUGGGGGUCCUGACAGCCGUGGGGUCAGCCAUUGGAGCGUACAUCAUGGCCAUGGCCGUGCUGAGCCCCUGUCCUCUCCUAGUCAAUCACAUCGCAGGAAGUGUCCUCAUUGUGGGGGCCUGGGUGCUGUUUGUGCUCAUCAUGUCUUACGUGAAGGUGAUCAUCGGUGUGAUUCUGCGCGACGAGGGCCACAGCGCCCUUGUGUGGUGUGGAGCGGUAGUGCAACUUGGCUCCAUGAUUGGAGCCUUCACCAUAUUCCCACUGGUCAACAUAUACAGCCUUUUCAAAUCUGGUGACCCCUGCAAUACACAGUGCCUCUAAAUAGCCUACAGGGGUGUAACCGACUUGUCAAAAAUACAGAGCUGUUCAAGACUUUGUUGCAUUAAUCACUAUGAAGUCCUUGUUCCUAACAGAUAUUAAAAAAUAGAAGAUUAGGGGAUGAAAACCAGGGGCCUCAUGUACUAAGACUUCCAUAGAUUUCCUACUGGACCAGUCGAUGCAUAAAUGUGUUUUCAUGCUGAUUCAUCCAAUUUCACAUGGAAUUUAGUACACACAUGCACUUGUUCAUGUGAAGGCAGUCAUCUGAGCCUUUGCGUGAAAAGUUACACACGUAGCUUUUUUGUGCGUAAGCAAGCUUUUUACAUGUGUCCCCACAUGUCUUAGUGUUGCCAACAGAGGUUUCAUUCCUGGUUUGAUAUCACAAAGUGAAAAAUCCUGCUACAAAUUUGAUCCGACAACUAGGUCUUUAUCAGCUGAUCGCAGUGACAACUCAAGUAUUGACAAGUGACAAGUAUUCUUCCUUUCCAAACAUAGCCUGUACUAGUGUACAUGUUCUUGAUAAGCGUAGUCAGUGAUAACAUAGGCUAAAAUUCAAACUGUUGGUGUGCAUCCCAUAAGAGUUUAUUUCUAACUUCUUUAUCUACACUAACGUUUCUCAACAGGGGCUCUAUUUUAUUUUUUAAUAGGCCUACUAAGCGGGGCUUAUGAGGAGGUCAAGGGUGUGUUGGGAAGCUUAUGAUGAGGUCCAGUGGCCAUUUAUUCAAAAGAUGUUGAGAACCACAAACACACAUAGGCUACACAAUGAUAAAUCAAAUCCACAAUGAUGCACCCAUCAAACGUGCUGUUUAACACAGAUGGUGUUAUUUUUGUUUUAGAUAGUAGCUAACAAGGCAAGCUUAGUGUCACAGUUUUUACAGGAUUAUUUUUUUACAUCACGGUAUCAAAGCACACAUGCAGCGUUACAUAGAGAAUUACAGUAGGUCAUAUGUUAUUUUAACAUACAGUAAAUACGUACAUGUCGUGGUAAGUUAUAUCACAAAACAGAUAGACAUUGUAACUGCACGUGCAGACCAACAGCUACUAGAGGGACAGAAGUCAUUAUUUCUUAAUGGAGGGUCGGCAAAUUGGAUGAUCUAAGUGAAUUCACGAGGGCAGAGGUGAAGCGAACUGGGCGGACAGACUGAUUUUCAGAAGUUACUCAGUGAACUUUGGUAAUGAAAACGAUCAGAAUUGGAAGCGAAAACCAAUCUGAAUGUUCAUAUCUUUGAACGUUCCAGGUUGACAAGCCAAGGUGGUAGUCUAAGUCAAACAUGUCAAUAUCAAAUUGAGAGAGAAUUAAGCAAAUUCAUGCCGAAAAUUCUUCAACAACCUAUGGUCUCUUAUGGUCUGAACGUACAGUAAACACUCUGGCAAGAGCUUUGUAUAUAGGCAAUAUAUUUGUACAUAGAUUUCACCUGGAAGACCUGGUUUAAGACCUGGUCUACACAUUUAUACGUAGUUUUUAUAAAUUGGUAUUUUGAGUGUAGCCCUUUUCUAUUCUUAUGAAAUUCUGUAAAUCCAGCAUUUGGGUGUUCUUCUUUGAUGUUUUUGAUGUUCUCUAAAACUAGGCCCAUAAAGUGUACAAAAAUACGCAUUUAUAGAAAACAUUGAUAUACAUGUAAGUGUGAAAUUGAAUAACGAAUGAAAAGAUUUACAGAACUGUGGUCUAUGAAGUGCACAAGUACAAGUAUAUACAGUACAGUAUAUAUGUAAUGUAAUCUCCUACACGCUUCUAAAUCUGAUUAUGUCCAGCUUGAAGCAUAUAGAGGUUUGUGUAGUGUAUGUACAUGAGCUUGAGAUUGAAGGUUCAUGUCAAGUUGGAAAAUGUGACUGGAAUUGCUUAGUAGUACUAUCACAAGUGUAUUUUGUGUUUUUAAAUAAAUUUAUUUACGGAUCUA
This is a messenger RNA of Engraulis encrasicolus (European anchovy), 3936 nucleotides long. Its product is annotated as riboflavin transporter 2-like. Gene Ontology annotation, molecular function: riboflavin transmembrane transporter activity. Gene Ontology annotation, cellular component: plasma membrane. The coding region runs from base 608 to 2041 and encodes 477 amino acids. Gene Ontology annotation, biological process: riboflavin transport. Lineage: Eukaryota; Metazoa; Chordata; Actinopteri; Clupeiformes; Engraulidae. The transcript is spliced from 4 exons. The record is from RefSeq and is a predicted model, not a curated record.